AUGUUAUCGACUCCGUUCGGCGCCGCCACCAGUAGCUCCACAGUGCCAACUACCACGGGACGCGGACCUUCCCAAUCACCAGAAACGCUUGCGUCGCUAAUCACCACCUCUAAAAACAUCACCCAACUCCUCCAGAUCCACGCAGCUGCAAUCCGCCAUGGCUUUCAUAACCACCCUGUUGUAAAUUUCAAAUUGCAGCGCUCUUACUCAUCGUUUGGCCGCCUUGAUUCAUCUCUUGCACUUUUUAACCGCACCCAUGAUCCAAAUGUCUUCUUCUACACUUCCAUCAUCCACGCUCACGCCGCCUAUAAUCUCCAUAUGCGAGGAAUACAAUUAUACAUCCAAAUGAUGUCACAAGAUGUAGAACCCAAUGAAUUUACAUUCUCUGCUCUGCUAAAGGGUUGUCCUUUAGAACCCGGAAAACUGCUUCACCCCCACGUAAUUAAACUCGGUUUUGAUUGUAAUAUGCACGUGAGAACAGCUCUGGUUGAUGUCUAUUCAAGAGGCGGCGACCUGGUUUCUGCUCGCCAACUGUUCGACACUAUGCCUGAGAGAAGUUUGGUUUCCUUGACUUCCAUGAUAACAGGGUACGCCAAGCACGGCGACCUCAUCAACGCACGGACAUUGUUUGAUCGUAUAGCAGACAAGGAUGCCGUAUGUUGGAAUGUAAUGAUCGGUGGGUAUGCAAAGUAUGGAAAACCAACCGACGCCAUAACCCUGUUUAGAAAAAUGCUGCAAACAAAGAUGAACCCUAACGAAGUCACAUUAGUCGCAGUUCUCUCUGCCUGUGGACAGAUCGGAGCUUUGGAAUCAGGAAGAUGGAUUCAUUCUUACAUCCAAAACAACGGAAUCCAUAUCAACAUUCAUCUGGGAACUGCUUUAAUCGACAUGUACACCAAAUGUGGUAGCUUAGAAGACGCGCUAAACAUCUUCAAUAACCUCAAGAACAAAGACGUCAUCACCUACAACUCCAUGAUCUCAGGCUACUCAAUGCACGGGUAUCACCAAGAAGCUUUACUUCUGUUUCACGAUAUGCACAAGAAUCAUAAACAACCCACCGCCAUCUCAUUCAUCGGAAUCUUGAAUUCCUGUGCUCAUUCCGGCCUAGUCUCAAUCGGAAAGGGAAUCUUUCUUUCCAUGGAAACCAAACACAAAAUCAAACCAACAAUCGAGCACUACGGAUGUGUCAUCAACCUUCUAGGUCGAGCCGGUUUUCUCAACCACGCAUACACACUCACCAACAACAUGAACAUAAACAACAUCAAACCUGAUCCAAUCAUAUUUGGAACUUUACUCGAUUCAUGCACCCUCCAUAAAAACAUCGAAUUAGCCGAAAAGAUUGUAAAGUUCUUGAUCGAUCAUAAUCUUGCGAAUUCAGGAACUUAUAUCCUUCUUUCAAACUUAUACGCGUCCACUUCAAAUUGGGCCGGUGUGGCCCGCAUGAGGGCAUUGAUGAAGGAGCACGGGGUGCAAAAAGAACCGGGGUGUAGCUCGAUUGAGGUUAACCACAAGGUGCAUGAGUUUGUUGCAGGUGAUAUGAAACACCCGAAAAGUGAAGAGAUAUAUGGGAUGGUGGAGGAGAUGAAUGGGUGGUUGGAAAGCCAUGGUUAUAGGCCACAGACGGAUGUGGUGUUGCAGGAUAUUGGGAAGAGGGAAAGAGUGAGAUCAUUGGAGGUUCAUAGUGAGAAGCUUGCUAUUGCAUUUGGGCUUAUUAGUACAAAGGCUGGAAGUAGUAUCAAGAUUGUGAAGAAUCUUAGGGUUUGUUUGGAUUGUCAUGAGGUGACAAAAUUGAUUUCGAAAGUUACAGGUCGAAGGAUUGUUGUUAGGGAUCGGAAUCGGUUUCAUCAUUUUGUUGAUGGGUUGUGUUCUUGUGGGGAUUAUUGGUGA
Molecule: messenger RNA, 1887 nt
Organism: Lactuca virosa
Lineage: Eukaryota; Viridiplantae; Streptophyta; Magnoliopsida; Asterales; Asteraceae
Source: the annotation of a GenBank genome assembly